AUGUCUACUGCGCCCGCACCUGCACAUGCGUCUAAGCCCAAGCCUUUUGUUUUGUAUACCGCUGGAACUCCCAACGGACGCAAAGUUAGUGUUUUUCUGGAGGAGCUUAGAGCGGUUUAUGGGGAGAAGGUUGGUUAUGACGUCGAGAAAAUAGACAUCGGACGCAACGUCCAAAAAGAGCCCUGGUUCAUCAAGUUAAACCCCAACGGCCGAAUCCCAGUGCUCGUUGACCGCGCACGGGAAGACUUUGUCGUGUUCGAGACAGCUGCUAUUUUGCUUUAUCUCGAACAGCAUUAUGAUCCAGAGAGGAAGCUUGGGUUUGACCCUGUGUCGCAGCCUAAUGAUUAUAGCGAGAUGCUUCAGUGGAUGUUGUGGGCGCAUGGAGGCGUUGGUCCUAUGCAAGGGCAAGCGAAUCACUUUAAUAGGUUUGCACCUGUGGAUAUUCCCUAUGCGAAGAAGCGUUAUAUCUUGGAAACGAAGCGCCUCUAUGGCGUGAUGGAGAUCCGCCUCACAGAUCGUGAUUACCUCGCUGGGCCCGGCCGAGGUACGUAUAGCGCUGCAGACAUCAACGUUUUCCCAUGGAUCAAGGCUCAUCAAUUUACGGGUAUCGAAUCUCUCGACGAGUGGCCGAGUCUCCAGAUGUGGUUCGGUCGUAUUGAAGCGCGUAAAGCUGUUCAGGAUGGCCUUGCUAUUCCGUAG
Messenger RNA from Suillus subaureus, 699 nucleotides. Its product is annotated as glutathione S-transferase. NCBI's taxonomy places the organism in Eukaryota, Fungi, Basidiomycota, Agaricomycetes, Boletales, Suillaceae. Bases 1 to 699 code for a protein of 232 amino acids. The record is from RefSeq and is a predicted model, not a curated record. The transcript has 7 exons.